AUGGUGCUAGUCGGCGAUGAUGCUGUGGUUGUGACAGAUGUGGCGGUGGCUGUUGAAAAUACCGUUGCAGUGUUACUUGCCGUUGGGGUAGUAGCUGAAGUUGGAGUUGCGCUAAUCGAUGACGGUGUUAUAGUUGUCUCUUGUGCGUAUGCAGCUGAUAUUAGGCGUUGCUGCAAAAAAGUUGAAAUUUUGCAUUUUCUCUGCGUCGAUCGCCCAACAUUUUGCAGUUUGGUAGUUUUAAUCUUGUCUUAA
This is a messenger RNA of Gongylonema pulchrum, 252 nucleotides long. The record is from the annotation of a GenBank genome assembly. NCBI's taxonomy places the organism in Eukaryota, Metazoa, Nematoda, Chromadorea, Rhabditida, Gongylonematidae.